AUGGGAUAUAUGCCGUACGGCACGGACUACAUGACAAGCAAAAUCAAUGUGUCGUUCAAAGCUGUGUUUUGGGCAAUAUUUUCCUUCGCAGUUCAAUCAGUUGUGAUGACCUGGGGUAAUCAGAAGGAGUUUAACACGGAAGACAAUUUCAAGUCAUACGUAAGAGUUCUCUACUUUACAUUGCGGCUUAUAAACACAAACACAACUAUCUUUUUCUUUUUAAUAUGGUGGGAAAUGCCCAAGAUAAUUAGAUACGUCAACAAGUGGUUAGAUUUUGAAGAAAAAAUGUCAUCUGUCGCUGGAGUUCCCAAACUUUCACUCACUCCACAAAGAGUAAAGUGGAUCACUGCAGUCUUUACUGUACUGUUGAUCCUGAUAAUCACAACUGACCAAUAUCUAUUUUACAAUAGGUUUUGUCCCAUACUUGUUCUAACAUAUUUUUUUUCAACGUACAUGAAUCUUCUUCUAAGCAUAUUCUGGAUACUCAACUGUAUAUUCAUCGCAGGUAUGGCAUCAAAUUUAAGAAACAGCCUUGUCAAUUUGUUACUAACAAAGCCCGACCGGGAGCUGGUCAAUGCCCACAGACUCUUAUGGGUCGAACUGCGCGAUCAAGUGAAUCAGUUUGCUGAAGCUAUGCGACUGCCGUUCAUGAUUCACAUAUUCAUCAACCACAUAGCACUGAUUUUCAACACUUACACAUUGCUAACAGUGAUUCUCGCCUCCAAAGACACAAGUAUUCUUAUUGAUGUGAUUCUUCCACAAAUCUGGACUGUGGUAACUGUUGUGUCCAUUUGUGAAGCAGCACAUUACGCGUGUCAAGAAAUUGGUCAAAAGUUCAUCUGCACGGUCCUCUCUGGGAAGUCCUCCUUUCAUGAUGUGAGUAUUACGAAGGAAGUUGAUUUACUUUUAGAGACAAUGCAGAAAAAUCACCCAGAAAUAGUCCUCGGAGGGUGUAUAUCCGUAGGUCGUGGACUUCUGAUUCAGACUAUAACGGCAGAGUUAACAUACAACAUAGUUUUAAGUCAGUUUGAUUUGAGUAUUUAUUAA
Molecule: messenger RNA, 1047 nt
Organism: Macrosteles quadrilineatus (aster leafhopper)
Lineage: Eukaryota; Metazoa; Arthropoda; Insecta; Hemiptera; Cicadellidae
Product: gustatory and odorant receptor 22-like
Exons: 1
Coding region: 1-1047 (348 amino acids)
Biological process (GO): sensory perception of taste
Cellular component (GO): membrane; dendrite; axon
Source: RefSeq, a predicted model, not a curated record